Messenger RNA from Trichechus manatus latirostris (Florida manatee), 4487 nucleotides. It is a transcript of the gene IWS1, whose product is annotated as interacts with SUPT6H, CTD assembly factor 1. Gene Ontology annotation, biological process: poly(A)+ mRNA export from nucleus. The transcript has 14 exons. Lineage: Eukaryota; Metazoa; Chordata; Mammalia; Sirenia; Trichechidae. The record is from RefSeq and is a predicted model, not a curated record. The coding region runs from base 365 to 2905 and encodes 846 amino acids. Gene Ontology annotation, cellular component: nucleus.
CUUCACUUUUCCCAGCAUUCUCCUUUCCGGCCAGGCCUUGCGUCAUUGCCGCUUCGUCUUCUCAUUGGCCAGUUGGCGGGUGGCGGCGCCUGCGCGCUGCAUUCUUUUGAGGGUCGCGGGUAGACGCCAUUUUGGUCCCAGAGGUGCUUCUGGGAAGUAGAGCGCUGACCCGCGCGCAUAUCCGUUUCCCGGUCGGAGCGUUCGCCUGUCGCUACUGCUGCUGUCUUGCUCAGAGGUCCCCCAAACCCUUUGGUCGGGCGGAAGGGUCAGGGCACCGGGCCGCGCCACCGAGGAACACACCGCGGGAAGGAGGGGACGGGGGCGGUGCGGGGCGCGGACACUCCCCGCUGAGAGCCUGCCCGCCAUGGAUUCGGAAUAUUAUUGUGGCGACCAGUCAGCAGAUGAUGGUGGUGCUACCCCAGUACAGGAUGAACGGGAUUCAGGGUCAGACGUUGAGGAUGCUGUAAAUGAGCAGCACUCUGGAUCAGACACUGGAAGUGUAGAACGUCAUUCAGAGAAUGAACCUAGUGAUCGAGAAGAUGGCCUCACCAAAAGGCAUCAUGUGAUAGACUCUGAGAAUGAUGACCACCCAAAUCUUAAUGCUAGUGACUCUGAAAGUGAGGAGCUUCACGGACAGAAGGACAGCGAUUCUGAAUCUGAAGAGCAUCCAGAGCCUCCUGCAAGUGAUUCUGAAAAUGAGGAUAUCAAUCACCACGGGAGUGACUCUGAGAGUGAGGAGACCAAGAAAUUACCUGUUAGCGACUCUGAAAAUGAAGAACUUCUUAACGGGCAUGCAAGUGACUCAGAAAACGAAGAUGUUCAAAAGCAUCCUGCCAGUGAUUCAGGAACUGAAGAGCUCCAGAAAAGUCCUGCCAGUGACUCUGAGACAGAGGAUGCUCUAAAACCUCCAGUCAGUGAUUCUGAGAGUGAGGAACCCCCAAGGCAUCAAGGCAGUGACUCAGAAAAUGAGCUCCCCAAACCUCGAGUCAGUGACUCAGAAAGUGAGGAGCUUCCUAAACCUCAGGUCAGUGACUCAGAAAGUGAGGAGCCUCGGAGGAAUCAGGCCAGUGACUCUGAAACUGAGGAGCUUCCCAAACCCCGCAUCAGUGACUCAGAAAGUGAGGACCCUCCAAAGCACCGAGCCAGUGACUCUGAAAACGAGGAGCUUCCCAAACCCCGCAUCAGUGACUCAGAAAGUGAGGGUCCCCCAAGGCAUCCAGCCAGUGACUCAGAAAACGAAGAGCUUCCAAAACCCCAAAUUAGUGAUUCAGAAAGUGAGGACCCCCCAAGAAACCAGGCCAGUGACUCUGAAAAUGAGGAGCUUCCCAAACCCCAAGUCAGUGACUCUGAGAGUGAGGAGCCACAGAAGGGAAGGGCCAGUGAUUCAGAAACCGAGGAUUCCUCCCGCCACAAACAGAAGCCUGAGUCAGAUGAUGACAGCGAUGGCGAGAACAGGGGAGAGGAUGUAGAAGUGCAAAAUGACUCCUUUAAUUCAAAUAGCCAUACAGAGAGAAAAAGGUUUCACAGUUCUGACAGUGAGGAGGAAGAACCAAAAAGGCAGAAGAUUGACAGUGAUGAAGAUGAAGAAAAAGAGGGAGAGGAGGAGAAAGUAGCAAAGCGGAAAGCUGCUGUCCUUUCUGAUAGCGAAGAUGAAGAGAAAGCAUCAAAGAAGAGUCGUGUUGUCUCUGAUGCAGAUGAUUCUGACAGUGAUGUUAUAUCAGAAAAAGCAGGCAGAAGAGAAAAGACUGUAGCAUCAGACAGUGAAGAAGAAGUAGGGAAAGAAGAAUUGUCUGAUAAGAAAAACGAAGAGAAGGAUCUAUUUGGGAGUGACAGUGAGUCGGGGAAUGAAGAAGAAAACCUUAUUGCAGACAUAUUCGGAGAAUCUGGUGAUGAAGAGGAAGAAGAGUUUACAGGUUUUAACCAAGAAGAUUUGGAAGAAGAAAAAGCUGAAACACAUAUAAAAGAAGCAGAAGAUUCAGAUUCUGAUGAUAACAUAAAGAGAGGAAAACAUAUGGACUUUCUGUCAGAUUUCGAGAUGAUGCUGCAGCGGAAGAAGAGCUUGAGUGGCAAGCGCAGACGCAACCGUGAUGGCGGCACCUUUAUUAGUGACGCAGACGACGUUGUGAGCGCCAUGAUCGUGAAGAUGAAUGAAGCCGCUGAGGAAGACAGGCAGUUGAACAAUCAAAAAAAGCCAGCACUAAAAAAAUUAACUUUAUUACCUACUGUUGUUAUGCAUCUUAAGAAGCAGGACCUGAAAGAAACGUUUAUUGACAGUGGUGUGAUGUCCGCCAUCAAAGAAUGGCUCUCACCUCUACCAGAUAGGAGUCUGCCUGCUCUAAAGAUUCGGGAGGAGCUGUUGAAGAUUCUGCAAGAGCUACCUAGUGUGAGCCAGGAGACUCUGAAGCAUAGUGGGAUUGGACGAGCAGUGAUGUAUCUCUAUAAACACCCCAAGGAAUCAAGGUCCAACAAGGACAUGGCAGGGAAAUUAAUCAAUGAGUGGUCUCGGCCUAUAUUUGGUCUUACCUCAAACUACAAAGGGAUGACAAGAGAAGAAAGGGAGCAGAGAGAUCUAGAACAAAUGCCUCAGCGACGAAGAAUGAGCAGCACUGGUGGUCAGACACCCCGAAGAGACCUGGAAAAGGUGUUAACAGGAGAAGAAAAAGCUCUUAGACCUGGAGAUCCUGGAUUCUGUGCUCGAGCAAGGGUCCCGAUGCCCUCAAACAAGGACUACGUUGUCAGGCCCAAGUGGAACGUGGAAAUGGAGUCAUCCAGGUUUCAGGGCACCUCCAAGAAGGGUAUCAGCCGGCUGGAUAAACAGAUGAGAAAGUUCACAGAUAUCAGGAAAAAAAGCAGAUCUGCACAUGCAGUGAAAAUCAGCAUCGAGGGCAAUAAAAUGCCAUUGUGACUGCGCCUGGGGCGGACCCGCAUCUGUAAGAAAUGCCUGAGAGACACUUUGGAAGAAGAUGACGUUUUAAAAUUUUUUUAGUGUAUCUGUAAAUGGUUGGUUCCACUUGUAUUAAAUGUUGUCAUAGGACUAGCGUUUCUGUCAAUUGUAUUUAAAACUGUUUGUUGUGUACUUUGUACAGAAGAAUAUUAGUCAUACUGCUAUAAAUUUUACACAAUAAAAUUCCUCUCUGGUUUUGGGGGGCUGUCUCUUCAUUGUCUUAGAGUAUACAUUCUCAGUGGGGGCAAAAAUUGGUUCUUGGGAGUUGAAAAAAAUCUUAGAUAUUACAGUGGUUUGUGGCCCUCCAGAAUCUUACCCAACAAAAUUUUAUUCCUUACCAUUUCUCUUGUUAGGGAAAAAUCUAAUUCAUUUUAAUUAAUGAAUGUAAAUUUAAAUUUUCUCCUUAGGGGGACAGUAGUGAGGAAAAGGUUGAGAAAUACUGCUUUAGAGGAAAUCUGUAUGCAGUUGAAAAUCACUGUGAAUUGCUUAUAGCAGUUGGGUAACUGGAGUAGAGAUAAGAAUUGUAGCUGUAUUUCCUGUUGCUCUGCUUUUGUGAUUUUUUUUUUUUUAAUUGUUCCUAAAGACUAUUUUGAGAAAUCCCUGCUGGGUCAAGAUGACUAAAUCCAAGAAAAUUUAUCAUUAAAUCGUCUUAAUCAUAGAAAAUGUACUGUGAUACAAAUGGUGGGGGGGUAGAGUAUCUGGCAACCUCAAUUUUCAAAAACACGAGAAUCUUACUGGCCAUAAAGGCAUUUGAACAUCUAAAAUAGCAUGAUGCUUUUGCACUAAAGCACUUUACUCAUAAGAGAACCUCUCAGGGCCUGUUAACACUUAAUUUCAACAAAUUUUAGAAGCGCAGAUGGCAUAGUGAAGUUGCAAGAGAUAGGUGCACUAAAGGCAUUAAAAGGUAAUAGCUAACCACCUAGUCGGAAAUAGAAAAGCCUAUAUGAUUGUCUGCAGCAUGGUUUUUACUUUAUAUAAAAAACCCACUGCCUUCGAGUAGAUGCCAGCUCCUAACAACCCUAUAGGACAAAGUAGAACUGCCCCGUAGGGUUUCCAAGGCUAUAAAUCUUUAAGGAAGCAGACUGCCACAUCUUUCUCCCUCAGAGUGGCUGGUGGAUUCGAACCGCUGACCUUAUGGUUGGUAGCCGAGGGCUUUAAUGACUGUGCCACCGGGGCAGUGGUUAUAUAAAUACCCUCAAAACACUUGCAAUGACUCAAAGCACAUCCAUCUAGUCGAAGGCCUUACAGGCGUUCUGAAAGGCAUAAGUAGUAGUUUUUAGGAAAGUUUGAAUUGAUUAGUACAGCCUGUUGCCAUUUAAUGGGGUAAGCACAAAUUAUCUGGACAUUUAUGUAGGGUAAAACCAGUGGUGCCUGGUAAUAAGGCAAUAUUUUGGGAGUCAAAAUCCUAAGAGAGACCCUCUUUUUAAAACUACUUGGUGCAUGGUUUUAAGAAGUCUCAACCCUGGCUGACCAAAAUAACUUAAAAUUUUGAAAAUACUUCAGAUUUACGAUAAAAUUUCAAGAACAACAAAUACACACUAUU